Messenger RNA from Bathycoccus prasinos, 1026 nucleotides. RefSeq lists its product with no specific name. The transcript has a single exon. The record is from RefSeq and is a predicted model, not a curated record. Lineage: Eukaryota; Viridiplantae; Chlorophyta; Mamiellophyceae; Mamiellales; Bathycoccaceae. The coding region runs from base 1 to 1026 and encodes 341 amino acids.
AUGGCAGCGCCUAGAAGGAUGUUGGAAUCUUGUUAUGAAGUCGAUGAAAUCAUAAGUGACAAAAAUGGUUGUUAUCACAUACUCGAUAUACACCACGAGGCUUACUUUCCGCCGGAAUCUCCGCCCAUGGCACAUCCCUUAUUCCCGAACGCCUUAAAACACGCAAAAGAGAUGAAGAACAAAAUGAUGCUCAACUAUCACCCGGAUAAAGUCCUAUCUCAGGAAUCUCAGGAAAAAGAGAAGGCCGCAGAAUCUUGCGCGAAGAUAAACGACGCUUAUGAGAACAUCGCGGAGAGUGCUGAGAAGCGAAGAACAUACGAUACCUUGCAACUGGCGAGAGAGAGAGCAAAGGAACUCCCUUCAGUACCAACGGUUCAGCAACUGAAGGUGCCUUUCUUCUCGCACCUGCGCUGGAAGACAAAUGGAGAAAUCGCUCCGGGUUCGGAAGGUUCGGGUGUGGGGUAUGCUAAAAUCAUGGGCGUGACUGCGGACCAAGAAUUAGAGCUACAAUCGCCGUAUGCUCCGCAGCAAGAUGGCGAUGCACAGAUUAUUAGAGUACGAGUAUCGGAGUUAUCGCCUGAAAGUACAACAGUAUCGAAGGAGGAGUACGCGUGCGUGGGUGUCAAAGUCGGUUACGUUAAAAGUAUAUACUCGCCGUAUCUCGAACAGAUGUGUGGUGUUCGAUUCGACCUCUGCGCGAAUAUAACAGUUAUCAACAAAGAGUUUUCACAUCGUUUCGAACUCCUCGACGAAGAAAAAGAAAACGAAAUACUGCCGGGGUUCAGAGACAAAGCGAAAGACACAAUCACUUACAGCCAACGAGGUGGAUUUUCGCAGCAACUUCCCAGAGUCAAUAUAGACGUGAAAUUUAGAGGCAUCAGAUUGAGAUGCUCUGUGGGAUUUAUGGAUGCUGGUUUCUCACCCAUUUCGUCGGGAGAAAAUCAACGCAAAGUUUUAAUCACGUUUGGCCAAAACGAGCUCGACAGGUUCAAACGCGUCGCACCUGGUUUUAAUUUUCAAACGUGA